This is a messenger RNA of Bipolaris oryzae ATCC 44560, 861 nucleotides long. RefSeq lists its product as uncharacterized. Bases 1 to 861 code for a protein of 286 amino acids. NCBI's taxonomy places the organism in Eukaryota, Fungi, Ascomycota, Dothideomycetes, Pleosporales, Pleosporaceae. The record is from RefSeq and is a predicted model, not a curated record. The transcript is spliced from 3 exons.
AUGCAGAAACUUGCAGGUAUGCUGCAUGCAAGUGACGUGCGUACACCUAUUCGAUACCAACUCUCUUCAAAGUACUAUUACAAUCUUUCCUUUGUCACCUCAUUCUACAAGAUCAUGGCCACCAUGUUCAAAUGCGAGGCAGCAGUCAGGGAUGCAGAGCGCGCCGAGCGCAACGCCCUGGCUACUACGCAGGACAAAACGGGAGUGAAGCCUUUUCUAUUCAAAGACGAGAAUGAAAUACUCCAAGAAAAGAUUGAGGAAAACGAGAAAUACAGAGACAUCCUGCUCCAUAUGGUCAAGAGGCAUACUGAGGCUCUGUUGCCACCCAAAGCCAACACCGGGGGUGCUGAAGAGCAUGCGAGCGCAGUGACAAACCCUAAUAACGCGAAUUACCGACCUGCCCACCAUCAUGAUCCGAACUACCUAAAAACACCGAAGCAGGCUGAACACCUCAAUCCACAAACCAUCGACUACGAACAGCAACUCCGCACUAAGAACGAAGAACGAGCUGCCCUAACCGCAAAACUGCGCAUAGUACAAAAGGAGAGAGCGCAGGUCUUGUGCAUGUACAAAAGCUUACGCGAGAGAGCAUUUGAAAGACGCACCGAGGAGCAGGUACGUCAGUACAGAAGAUUCAUGGCGCAGUGCCAGAAAGAACGGGCUAACCACGCUGGUCAGGGUGUGCAGGGAGGCAACGGCGUUCAGGGAGGUAAAGUCAAGAAAGAAAGGGGAGACAUGAAGCCUAAACUGCGCAAGCACACGGACAAGGGUAGUGUUGAUCGAGAGGUCUCCGAGACUUUCCUUGAGAGACUUGAGUCUAAUCUUGUGAUUCGCGAGAAGGCGGAUGACAUGCCGGAGUAG